Messenger RNA from Coprinopsis cinerea okayama7#130, 411 nucleotides. RefSeq lists its product as hypothetical. The transcript has a single exon. NCBI's taxonomy places the organism in Eukaryota, Fungi, Basidiomycota, Agaricomycetes, Agaricales, Psathyrellaceae. Gene Ontology annotation, biological process: mycotoxin biosynthetic process. The record is from RefSeq and is a predicted model, not a curated record. Bases 1 to 411 code for a protein of 136 amino acids.
AUGACAUUUGACAAUCCAAAGCACUUCCGCCUUGAUGCAGAGGACGGGAUAGCAGAGUGGAGGGCAAUCGUGCCUGAAGACGGAGGCAUCGUCCACCUCGGGCCACACAAACAACCCUUCACCGUGUCCAUGUUCCAUCAGCUCCGAUGCCUGGACAUCAUCCGAGAGGAGACGGUUCGAGACCGGAGCAACGGAGAGGGACCUACCGCCCUCGGUAGACACUGUCUGAAUUACAUCCGCCAGAUGGUCACUUGCAGAGGCGAUUUGGAGCUCGAAUCGUUCCAAUACGCAUCGCACAAGAACCCGAUCAAUCAGCGAGGGGUGUACGAAUGCAAGGAUUGGGAGGCAGUUUAUCGAGAAGUCCAGAAGAACCAGGAGGAGUAUCGCAAAGGAUUGAUGGCCGGACCUUAG